CGCUCCUCCUCUCUCCUGCUCGGCUGCGCUCCGCUCGGCCAGAGCCUUCAGUCUGCUGGGUGAGAUCAUUACCAGACACCAAGCUCCGGGACCUGACAUUCACCGAUCGGAAAAGCAGAGAGAGAGAGAGGCACACAGAGAGAGAGAGAGAGCUAAAGCAGAGGGAAGAAAAAACCCAGAUCCAGUGCAACCAGCGACGACAACAGCGAACCUGAAGCAGCGCCUCACAUGCUCCGGACUGACGGCUGAAAGCGCGCGUCUUGUGGCUGAAAUUUUCGCCGCCUCCCCACCUCCAGCUUGGAUUUGGGCUUGUAGUCGGAUGCGGGCUUGUUUUGACUGCAGUAAUAGUCCUACUCCCCCUCCUCCUUCUCCUCCUCCUCCUCCUCCUCCCCCUCUCCUCCUCCCCUACCAGCCGAGUAGCGGAUUUGCGAGGGAUCUCAGCGCCGCGCAGCUCCCCGAGUGACCAACGAUCCCGCAAAAAAAAAAAAGAAAAGAACCGGAGACGCACCGCUCUGCACCGCCGCGGCUUCUAACCACGACACCAGUCAACCCGCCCCGGAGCCUCUCCAGUCAAAAAGAAAACAAAAAAAAGAAGAAGAUCUGGCGAGGAAUUGGACGCAAGCGCCAAGUUUCCGAUUUGGAUUUUUUUCUUCCUUUUUUGCUUUCCUCCCCCCCGUGCGGCUACCUUGAUUCUGUCAUCAGAUCGGCUGCAAAUCCUAUUUUCUCCUCUUUUUUUCUCCCCCCUCUCUCUCUCUUUCCAAAGCACCGCUGACGCCAUUUUCCUCGGGGUUUUCUGUCAAAAAAUAUCUAUAUACAUAUAUUCCGGCACCGUUUGACAGCUCCACAGGAGGCUGUCAUCCCAUCCGUCGCUUGCGUAAAAUGUGUCCAAAUGGAUUGUAAAUGAUCUUGAUAAAAUAUUUACGCGUUCGAGCCGAGUGUGUGACAACAUUAGACAUGGACUGUCCCUGGCUUCGCUGUGUUCCUGUGGGACAACCAGCCCAACCCCAGUAGCUGAUUGACAACAACCAACCAGCCCGACAGACUACUGCUCUCUAUCUUCCUAUUGGCUGGCUGCCACAGCUUCGCCCAUCCUGAUUGGCUCUGGCGGGAGCGUGGAUGGAGCCAAGGGAUCUGGUUGGCUCAGCCCGACCCAAAGAGGCGGACCUUAAGGGAGGUAGGGCGGGGCCCAAUGAAGAGGACCAAGAAGGAGCAGGAAGCACCGGGUUGGUGCGCGGUGAUGAUGUGAUUAACGGUGCCAUCAGUGAAGGGGAGGGGCUAGAGGAGCAGGGGGAGGGGCUUAUGGAGGAACAGGAGUUCUCCAUCAAGGAAGCAAGUUUCAAGGAAGGAAGUUUAAAGCUGAAGAUUCAGACCACCAAGCGCACCAAGAAGCCCCCCAAGAGCCUUGAGAACUACAUUUGCCCACCUGAGAUCAGGAUGACCAUCAGGCCUCCGAUGGGAGAGGGCAAAGGGGGACGACAGGGACGAACGGGAGGCGGGGCCGGAGCAGGACGGGCCCCGAAGGACGAAGAACGAGGACCCCCCAGAAAAAGGACAUACGAGCGCCAGUUCAGAAUGCCAGAGCAGAGAGAGGGAGGCCUGCUACAACUACUGGGAGAUCACACUCCACCCAAACACCAGCUUCGCAGCUCCCUUCUUCCUGCACACGCACCCUCACACACCCAGCAAACACAGCACACACUCGCGCAAAAAUUCCAACAUACUCACGCACACCAACACCAAAUCAGUCCAGACUGGAUCACGUCUACAGCACCUUCUGCAUCCCCAGCCCAUCCUGCAGAUUCUGAGCCAGCCAGAGAUUUGGCAGGAGCCAGUAGAAGCUCUUUGCUAGAUCCAACCCAACCUUUCUCACGAACAGCAACACAGAGUCCCUCACCGCAGAGAUCCUUGACUCCAGACCUGCAGCUGCCAGUGGUUACAGAUGCCAGUAUUCUCAACCUGACCUCCCUCAGCAGGGGGAGGGGUUUGCAAGAGGUCAGUGAACAGCUCUUUGGGAACAUCAAAAGGAAGUACGGCAGGAAGGAUUCCCAGAGGAUGCUCUGCAAUCCCCACGGUGCUGAUACACUUUGGGGAAGACAGCCAGAGAAAGGCUCAGAAAGCCCAACUAAUUCAGAGGAGAGGCAGAAGUACAGACAAGAGGAGACUUCUGAGCGGUUCCAUGAAGAAAGAGAGGAAAGGAGAAAAGAGGAACGAGAGCGAAUGGUUGCUGGGAGGAAAGGAGAUGAAGAAGACAGAGGGAUGCCCAUGCUGGCAGAGGAAGGGAAAGGAAGAAAGAGGCGAAGGAGGCCUUCUUUUGACGAGUCAUUUUCUCGAGAGGAGCAAUCACAGCAACGGACUCUGGACUCUGAUACUACAGAGAAGCACCAGCCCGGGCCCCCAGAACCCAAAGUAGCACAUAAGAGAGACAUAAUAGAGACUCACAAAAAUGAUUCUCGACUCACAAGUCAGGCUGACAUCAGUGGAGAGAGGAUAGAAAAAGCAGAGAGAGCAGAAAAAGGUGAUAAAAGAGAAAAAGGAGAGAGAGUAGACAGGACAGAACGAGGAGAAAUGGCUACAAGUGGGCCUGACCACGAGUCCGAUUUGAGUGCAAAUAGAAUAAAAAAGAACCCUGUGGGUCGUGCUAAGAUAGGGGCAGACACCCUUAAACUCAGAGAGUCUCACAAUCACAUCAACAAAGCCAAUCUUAACAUGAACCCCAGACUCCCUAGUCCAAACCCCAGCCCCAGCCCCAGGGGUAGCAUUAGUCCUACCCCCAGCCCUAAACCCAGGCCAAACAUUAGCCCCAGUCCAAGUCCUAAAUCCAGGACAGACCUGAGUCCUAGCCCUAGCCACAGCACCAGCUCCCCAGCUAGUUCUAGACCCACUAAGGCCAGUGACAGAUGGUCCUACCUGAAAGCUAAAAGCCAUGCCAGCCUCACAUCUCCCCAGAGAGACAACUUAGGAAGCCCCUCAACAUUGGCUGAGCCACCCUCUGCUUUCCCCAUCACCCCCUCUAGUCCACUCUACACCAACACUGACAGCCUAACUGUCCACACCCCCAUCAAGAGGAAACGAGGACGCCCCAAGAAGCAGCCACUGCUAACAGUGGAGACCAUUCAUGAGGGCACAUCCACCUCACCUCCCAGCCCACUGGCACAGGAAAGCACUGCAGGGCUGAACCGUAGGAGAAAGACGCACACACUAAACCCAUUAGCGCAAAUGGCCUCCACAACAACCAACACCAGUUCCAGUAGUCUGAAACUAAAGCGUGGCAGGGGCCAUUCCAGGCCAGUCAAUAAGAUGAAGCUUGGGAAAAUGCAAAGCAUCCUUAAUGAGAUCCUUUCAGGAUCCAGCCAGAAUGGCACUCUGGCUCUGAAGUCAUCCUCUGCCCCUGUUACCACCGCUAUGAGUGCCAUGGCGUCCACCAUUGAGGCACGGUUGGGAAAACAGAUAAAUGUCAGCAAGAGAGGAACCAUAUACAUUGGGAAGAAGAGAGGGCGGAAACCCAGAGCAGAAACCCAAGGUUCUAACCUUUCUAAGACCACUAAAGACAAGCCACCAAUAUCUGUCUCCACAUCCAGUCUCUACGAAAGCCCUGCAGUGCCUUCCGCCACAUCAUCUCCCAGUUCUACUGUUCCAUCAAUAAGAGCCGCCCACUCUGAUGCCACUAUGCCCAGUUUGCAGCCCAUCUCAGCCCUGCCCUCCAAACCAGCAGGCAGAGGCUUUCUCUCUGGAGGAUGGAAACUGUCUCCUCCACGCCUUUUGGCUAAUUCACCUUCCCACCUGUCAGAGGGUGCCUCAGUGAAGGAGGUGACCCUGUCCCCGAUCAGUGAGUCUCACAGUGAGGAGACUAUUCCCAGUGACAGUGGGAUUGGCACAGACAACAACAGCACCUCAGAUCAAACUGAGAAGGGUCAUGCCUCUAGACGCAGGUACUCCUUUGAUCUGUGUGGGUUUGAGGCUGCAGAGGCAGCAGCUCUGGAAGCAUCCAACAGGGGCAGCCGAGCACGCUGUGAACGGCAAGUAACUGCCGUUGAUAACUUUCUGUCACAGCAGGAAAAGAAGCAAAAACAUCAUCGGCGGAAGAGAAAGUGUUUGCAGAGCCGGGAUCAUCUACAUUUUCUUUCUGAACUGGAGGAGGUUGUGGUAAAGCUCCAGCAGCUGCGAGUGUCUCACAGACGAUUCACCUGCUACCCCCAGCAUCCAUAUCCUUCCAUUUUCCGCCUCAACUUCCAUCAUUACUACCCCAUUACCUACGACUCCUACCCCUGUGACUCCAGCUCAUACCUCCGCAGGAGUGCCGAUCUGAAGGCGAAAAGGAGACGCGGUCGUCCAGCCAAAACCAGCGAGCCAAUCACAUCGAAGCUGCCUUUUGUUCAAGGAUAUGGUUAUCCGCUGGCAGGGGGAAAUUACUAUGCAGCACCGUAUGCGAUGCCUUACGCACCUCCUCUGAGUCUGGGCUACUUUCCCCCUGCUCCACCAUUUUACCUGCCCCAUCACUCAUUAGGACCUGCACCUCCAUCUCCCUUCAUGAGGCCUGCUGUCCCCCCUCCCAAGGCCUUCCACUCCAGUGGACUGUCAAAACUACAGCCGGGUGCCAAGCUUCGCAGCGCCAGCGGUCCCCUCCAGGGGCCCUCUGUCAGAGGAGAGGGCCUUGGAUCUCUGGGUAGCGGCAGUGCAGGUGGUCUUGCGGGGGUUCGUCUCCAUAAGAAGAAGCACAAGCAUAAACAUAAGCACAAGGAUGAACCCCUCCUUUCAUCACGAGAUCGGCAGGAGUUGGGCGGACUUUUCAGUGGAGCUAAGACCAAUGCACGCCUUAACAUGCUGAGUGAGAGGAGGGACUUCGCCAGUCAGGGUUCUUCAAAGCAUCUAGAGAAGCAGAGGGGGAAUGGUAGAGGCUCAGGCCUGGGAUCCAGCUUAGGGAUUUUUGAGUCAGACCAGCUGUCCACACACUCUCUUGCUGACAGUCAGUUCCACUCCCGUCAGACUGGACAGCCAAUAAAGAGCUUCAUGAGCAGCUACAGUAGCCAAUCGCAGCGGUCGGAGUCAGCUUCUGACCUGUUUUUGGGGUCACGGGAGGACGACUGUGGUGGGAGGAACAGGAGGACGAGGCUCACUGUGUUUGGAGAUCAGGGCUUAAUGUCAUUCCAAACUGCCAGGCAGGAGCCAGGACAGAUGAACGAGUGUCCCAGUCCAUCGCUCACUGGUGUUCCCAGUAAGCGGAGGUAUAAACGUCGUGAGGUGGAACAGAUCCAGAAGGACGUUAGGAGGAUGCAUUCUUUGAACUUUGAGCAUGUGCAGAAGAUCCUCCGUGCCAAACGCCUGCAGCGACAAGCCAAAACGGGAAACAAUGUCAUCAAAAGACGGCCCGGACGGCCCCGAAAACAACCCUUAGAGGAAUCAGAGCCGACCAACAGGAGGGAGGAAGAAUGGGCUGAUGGUCGAAGUUUGGACAUGUUGGCCAGUAGGAGAGGUGAUGGAAGGACUCUGGGGAUGCCUGUCCUGGAGAGGUGUGAUAACCUGCCAGGUAGGCAGAGCCUCAGGCCCAGCUUGACCCCCGAGCCUCUGGAGUUCUCCAAUCACGAUUCCAUCUCAGCAACUAUCGAGACUGUGGUGCAUCAAGCGCGAUCUGUGCUUCCACAGGCUAAAGUGGGGAAACGCAGAGGCAGGGGCCACAGCAGGGACGAAUUAUGGGCUCCUACCAGUCAAUAGACCUGCGGGAGGAAGCAACUCCAGAACCGAACGGAGAGCAGUUAAAGGAGUCAGUGCUGUUUAAAGCCUCCUUGGUGCACUUUGACUUGUUUCUCCUCUCUAAUUUGUUGUGAGGAAUACAGUGGGUUAGCGGUGGAGCAGCGGGAGGAAGAACAGUCCCUUGAUUUGCUCAACCCAACCAGACAUGGGCCUUUCAAAGAUUCAUUGGACCUUCAUUUACAAUGGCACUAUAUGGUACUAUUUGAUACUGAAUCUGAUGCUAUAAAAGUGUGUGGUACUUAUGAUAGUGUAGGAUAUUAUGUGAUUCUUUAUGUAUCUGAUACAGUGAUGUGUAUGGUACUUUAUGAUACUGUAUCUGAAUGUGGCUUUAGCCAUAUAUUUACCAGCAAGGGGAGGGGGAAUGGUUAAUAUAAAACUGUGCAGCUCUGCUUAUUUUUGCCUUUCUGAGGAAGCUUGUCAAAGACGUGUGGGAUGAUACUUCUAUAAUUAAGCCACCUUACCCCGACACUUAUCCCUGUUUUUGCUCCCACCCAUCUGUACCUUUCCAGUUUUCUUGCCCUCUCUGACAAGUAACGGAUACUUCCUGGCAGCUCCUCACCCGUGGUCCCCCUCCCUGCUUGACACUCACCCCAAUUCUUCAGUUCUCCCUGGUGCCUGCCGCUCAACUUCAUCUCCCUUUGUCCUCUCAUCUGCUCCCACUAAUGUUUUACAUCUCCUAUUGCUUGAGCUCCCUCGAUCUGCCCUCCGUGUCAUUUAUUUCUCCCUCCCUGCUCAGGCCUCUCCUGGGCAGUGACAUAAAGGCAAUAUGGUGGAUGAGACUGUCCCAGACUGUACAUAGAAACAAAGUCCACUGUUGCCUGCCUUGUACAAUGGGAAACCAGCUCAUAGAUGUGUACUGGCAUACGGUAUAUUAAAUAGAAUUGUUGUACCAUAGACAAUGAAAGUGUGUAUUGUUUUAUAACCAAAAACAGAAAUGGGUGUGACUCAAGACAAGUUUGUUUUCAGACAGAAAGAACCACAUGUAUUCAUUCAUACAGUCAUUAUUGUGUUUAUAUCCAGGGGGCAUUGCAUACAGGAGGAAUAUCAGGUGUGUUUUUGGUAAACCUUAAAAUUGGUUUAAUGCACUAUUAAAAACCAUACACUUGCAUCAAUCAAAUGCAGCACUUACAUGCUUGUUCCAGCCUUAUGUUUUGGCAUUCGAUGGUGUGGAUAUCCAUUCCAGAGAGCAUGCAUUAUUUUAAUCAAUUUGUAUAUGCAGGCUGCGCAGCCAAAAGCGUCAAACUGAAGCCCAAGUCUGAAUCACGAUUGGACAGUUCAGCUGAAGAGGGCUCACAUCCAGUGUUUUGAAAAGCUAAUCCCAGUCUUUCUACUUAACAUGAUUUUCGAUCCAGAUCCUAUUUUUGGAAAUGAAAUCCAGUAUUUAGAUUUAGAAACCAAAGUCCCAGUAUUCAGUGUAAGGAUGUAUUAUUUAAAAGUAUCUAAAUCAGAGUUUGACAAACUCUCCACCAUGUUGGCACCAAUGUAAAGCAUUCCUAUGUGCACUGUAGAAUGUAGCCAUCUUGGAUUUUUUUGUGUCAAUGUGCUAAGCCUUUGUUAAACUCUGUCUACGGUAUCUGUGGCUUUGGGUAGUGGUUGGUAUUUUCUCGAAUAAGUAUUUCAGAAUAUAAGCAAUGGAUCAGUGUUUGUUUGGCAACUCUGUUGAAGUUUUGUUUCAGGAGAUUCCGUUUUCUUUGGGCGGGGUGGGAUUCUCAGUUGCAGCAGUUCAACUUGUGCCUUAUGUUUCUUUCUCUCACCAACUACAUUUGACCUGUAUAAUAUGAAGUGGCAAAGAGUGCCCCAGAAAGUGACCCAAAAUAUUCAUGAUUGUGCAUAUGACACAUGUGUCUUAGUCAUCAGAACCCUGACACUGCCUGUGUCCCUUCACUGCUUCCAUAGUCAGCAUCCUCUGUCAGCAGGCACUGAGUCCGUCUCCCAGCUUCCUCCUAGUCUUCUGACCAAUAUCAACAUAGCAGAGCUAGAGGGGCUGGAUUGAUGAAGAGAUUAUAUUACUGUAUUAAAUACCCAUCACAUACUGACCUACGUACUGCUGUAGCAGCAGUGAAAGAAGCAGAAAGGUUCAUUGUAUGAGAUGUGUUUCUUCCAGUGAUAUUGAUUGUACUCAAUGUCUUAGAUAUAUCUAACUGAAGAUCAUUUCCUCUGCCCAGUACCUAAUGGGUUAUUGACAACAUAUAACUGGUUAUAUACUUGGCAAAAGAGGAACAGAGGAGGUUGGCAUGGAAACCACUUUCACAUACAUUGUUGUUUGCUAUGCAUCAGGCCAUGCCUGGCAAUGACCUUAAAAGGAAUUUCUGUUCUGGGUCCACCCUUCAACAAAGAGAAAUAAGUGGUCUUAUUUACUGAAUAAAAUGAAUUCAUGUAAGAAGAAUUGUGAAUAAUACCAGUAAUAAUUUGUAAUAAGUUGUGCAGAAAGUGACUAUCAUUUCAUGAAAACUAUAGUUACUGCAACUCUAUGCAGUACAGCCUUAACCAGAUGUAAAACUACAGUAUUGACGUGUUUGUUGUAAAUAGUGUUAGUAUGUCCAUCCUACAUGGAUAACGGUUGGGCUCAGCUACGCUGGGACUGUCUCCCAAAACCACAGUAGACCUUCUAUCUCUAUCAAGACUGCUCAAGACCCAAGAAAACGUGCAGAAACGACUACCCUAGCUGAUCUUCAUAUUUGAUAAAUUCUACUGCACAUUGACAGCCAUUGUUCCAGCCCAUGAAAUUAUACAGAAUGCUAAAAGAAUUUGCCUUACCACACCUUUGAGAGUUCUUGGAGGAUAUAAGCCCCACUGUAGUGUACUCAACCAAAAAUAGGAAUCCCGGCUGACUUGUAGCUACUUUGCCUGCAGCUAGUUGGGGCAGUGCUGUAGCAUGAAGAGUAAGCAAGAGGGUUGUGUGUUGGGGGAGUUCUCAGAGGAAAUAGCCAAAAAUACACUCGUCCUAACGUUAGUGUGCUUAACCUUGCUUUACUAGGUGACUUUCAGUGGGUCUGCACCAGUCUGUUGCGGUGAAGAUGAGGUCUAGAUAUGGGGACUGUGAGGUGUAGAGACUACACACUUGGCAGCUUACUCCUCCGUACUGUGGUCAGUCAGCGGUCUCUGAUGCGAGAGUUAAAGACCCCAGGUGUUGUCUGUCCUGUCUGUCUCUCCUACCAGCCAAUGCUCCGGUGCCUUCUAACACUGACAAGUAUUGUCCUAAUCCAGAGCUUUCACUCUACACAGAGACUGCAGAGGGGAUGUGGCUGUGAAUAGGGUUCAAGGUCACUGUUGUUGUAAUGUGUUUAGCAGCCAAUCUGGACCAGUGGCUGCAGUGACGCCCCUGAACAAUGAUGUGAGAUUCUUUUACCUUGUCUUUGGUUCUAGCAUCAAGGGCAGUGCAGCAGUGUUUGAUCUUACAUCAGUGGUUGGCGUGGACACACUGUAGUCCACAUUUACCACUUCAACACAGCAACUAGGAUGAGAGAUAAUGGCACCUAAAUUUUGAUCACCCCUCAUUCUCUGUGUAGCACUAAUGAGUGUCCUGCAAACAGAGUGAGGGGUCACGUGAAACAGAGCCUCAUAAAUGUACAUGUAGUCAUCCUCACAGCAUACGUUACCGUUCUAAGCUAUAAUGUUGUUCAAAGCUGAAAGUGCAGAUGAAGCAUUGAGAAAACCAAUAAAUGUACUUCUUUAGAGCACAAAGUGAGCUCUUCUAACAGUGUGGGCAUAUUUUAGUUUGUAUACAUAGUGUAUUUGAACCUUUUUCUAGAGUGGGUUUCCUUUAAUUGCAUGCUCAACUUGAUUGUAUGCAUAAAUAUUUUAGACAAGCCGAAAGUUGAAUUUCAAUUGAAUUUGAAGCAAGACUUGUAUAUUGUUUGAUAUGUUUCUUUUUGUAAUGAAUUUUUUAAUUCAUGAAGCAUUUUUGUACAUUGUAUGAAUAUUAAAAACUGCAAAUAUUUGACAUAUAGAGUAAAUACUAGAUGCGCAUGUAUAUGCAUAUAUCCUUCACAGUAUGUAUGUGUAAAUGUACACAUAUAUUUUGUAUUUGCAUUUGCUGGCAUACAGAUAUAUGUCUUAAGCACAUAUAUACAUGUAAUAUAUAUGUAUAUCCAUGUCUGCUGGCAUGCUUUUGGUCAUGUUUAUCUUUCAUGAUCUUGUAGGUUCAUUUUUUUUUUUAUUUCUCUUUCCUCAAAAAGAAAGGCUCAUUCUUUUGCUACCGUUCUGUUGGCUGGCAGCGUUGAGCACUUAUUAAGAAGAACUACAGUUGAAGUUGUUCAUGUUAUCCAUUGUGUGAAAUAAUAAAUGACUUUAUUGACAGCU
Acanthochromis polyacanthus (spiny chromis) is the source of this 10050-nucleotide messenger RNA. It is a transcript of the gene setbp1, whose product is annotated as SET binding protein 1. The record is from RefSeq and is a predicted model, not a curated record. The coding region runs from base 1117 to 5709 and encodes 1530 amino acids. Lineage: Eukaryota; Metazoa; Chordata; Actinopteri; Pomacentridae. Gene Ontology annotation, molecular function: DNA binding. The transcript has 7 exons.